UGACGUCAGUUUUGCGUCGAGUCCCAGUUGAAACUCAAAUCAAACUUUUGCUCAGAUUUGUUUCAACGAUGAAAACCAAUACGAAGCGCCCGUGAGCGGCUUUAGCAGACGUUGAAUUUCACAUGCCGCUGUCAGUUUACUUAAGCUAGCAGUGCCAUUCCUCCUGGAGCCGUUUCACACACUUUCUGGCCCGAGGGAGACCGUUGGGAGCCGGAGCGGACGUUGACGCGGUGUGAAUGUCCAGCGCGGACGACUGACUGACAGACGGACGUUCCACCAUGUCAGGUUUAACACUACAGUUAUGGUAUGUCCUUCAGAACGGUAACCUUCAGGGUCUGGAUGAGGGGGAUAUUCUGGACCCAGAGUUCCAGCUGCGUUUGGAGGAUGCCCGUACUACGCUCAGGCAGGAGAUCCAGCGGGAGCUGAAGAUCAAGGAGGCAGCUGAGAGGCUGCGGCGGGCCGUCACCAACCGCAAGAGUGCGGCCGACGUAGAGGGUCAGCUCAAGGCCUCGAACCGCAAGCUGGAGAAGUUGCACUGGCAACUGCAUGAGCUCAACGCCAGGUCUAUGGCCACAGAGAAAGACACCACCACAGCAGGUUGCUUGGAGGAAGAAGACAACCAGUCAGCAGAGUCGUGCCAGUGGGAAGAGGUCACGUCACCACUAGCCAGUCGAGUCAGAACCCUGAAGAAACAGCUUACCAUGGAGAUCAAAGUCAAACAGGGCGCUGAUAACAUGAUCCAGACUUAUACCAACAGCUCAGUCAAGGACAAGAAGAUGCUGUCUACAGCCCAGCAAAUGCUGCAGGACAGCCGCACUAAGAUUGAGCUGCUGCGUAUGCAGAUUAUCAAAGUCAGUCAAGCCAGAGACGUGGAUGGCUCUCAAGGUCUGCCUGUGGAGAUGAUCAGUCCUCUGGAGCUGCGGGUGGCUGAACUCAUGCACCACAUGAAGAUUGAAUCGGCCGUAGCAGAAGGCGCCAAAAACGUGGUGAGGCAACUGAGUGGGCGUAAGAUCCAGGACCGCCGCAUACUUGCAGAGGCCCAGGCACGAAUGCAAGAGUCAUCUCAGAAGGUGGAUUUGUUACGUCUAUCCCUGGAGAGACGUUUAAGUGAGCUGCCUCAGGACCAUCCCAAAUGUGCUGCCAUUAAGGAGGAACUCAUGUUGGGAACCUUGCCUUUCUAUGGCACGCCAAAGAAGCAAUCCAACGUUUCAUCCUCACCUUCUUCUUCAUCUUCUUCCUCCUUCUUUAAACCAGCCAGUCUAACAGGCCGGUUGGAGGUAUGUUUGAAGGGUUGCCAAGACCUGCUGGAGUCUGUUCCGGGCCGUGGUCGUGUGACCAGUGUCUCGGCCAACCCCGGAAGCUUUUCAGAUGGAAAGUCUCUGAAGGUGAGAGCCGGCCUAUCAGGACGCAGCGCCAAUGGCAAGACAACCAAGGCUGAUGAGCUGUCCUCGGAGGUAAGCGUGGUGCUGAAGGUGGACAACAGGAUUGAGGGGCGCACACAGUGGAGACAGCUGGGCACUGAGGCCUGGGGCCAGAGCUUCAGCAUCGAACUGGAACGGUCCAGGGAGCUGGAAAUUGCUGUGUACUGGAGAGACUGGCGAGCUUUAAGUGGGGUGAAGUUCCUGCGGCUGGAGGACUUCCUGGAUAACCUCCGACAUGGAAUGUGUCUCCAGCUGGAGCCUCAGGGCAUCCUUUUCAUCGAGGUGACAUUUAUGAAUCCUGUCAUUGAGCGGCGCUCCAAACUCCAGAGGCAGAGGAGAAUAUUCCCCAAAGAAAAAGGGAAGGACUUCCUGCGUGCUGCCCAGAUGAACAUGAACUUUGCCACUUGGGGACGUUUGAUGAUGAGCAUUCUGCCUCCCUGUAGCUCCCUGGAGCCCAUGAGCCCUCCAUUAGCGGGCCCUAACACUGGCUCCACAUCAUCCAGCACUUCUCCAGCACGAGAACCUGCUGUGGUCAAUCUAAAUUUUACUGAAGAACCACCUGGCAGAUCUCCACAUCGCACCAGAAAGAACACUAAAGACUCUCCAUUGUUUCCUGGUGAGAACAAAAGUCCCAAGCCCAGGCGACAACCCUCAAUUCACCCACCCUUACACACGGACGAAGGACUUCAGAUGGAAGACUUUAACUGCAUUUCAGUUUUAGGAAGAGGUCACUUUGGAAAGGUGCUGCUAGCAGAGUAUAAGAAGUCAGGCAAACUGUAUGCCAUCAAAGCACUGAAGAAAGGAGACAUUGUGACACGUGACGAAGUUGACAGCCUUGUUUGUGAAAAGAGGAUAUUUGAAGUGAUCAACGCCUCACGACAUCCGUUCCUGGUGAACCUGCACGGCUGCUUCCAGACCGCAGACCACGUAUGCUUUGUGAUGGCCUACUCCCCCGGAGGAGACCUCAUGACACACAUUCACAGCAGCAUCUUCACCGAGAAACAGACCCGGUUUUAUUCGUCGUGCGUUCUGCUCGGACUGGAGUUUCUCCACCAAAACAAAAUAGUUUACAGGGAUCUGAAGCUGGAUAACCUGCUUAUGGAUGCAGAUGGUUUUGUCAGGAUAGCAGACUUUGGCUUGUGCAAAGAAGGUAUGGGCCAUGGGGAUCGCACCUCCACAUUCUGUGGCACACCAGAGUUUCUGGCCCCAGAGGUGCUGACCGACAACAACUACACCCGCAGUGUGGACUGGUGGGGGCUGGGGGUCCUCAUCUAUGAGAUGCUGGUGGGAGAGUCUCCUUUUCCAGGUGAUGAUGAGGAAGAGGUGUUUGACAGCAUCGUCAAUGAUGACGUCCGCUACCCUCGCUUCCUUUCUCCUGAAUCUGUGUCCCUCAUUCAAAAGCUGCUGCAGAAAAAUCCUGAGAUGAGACUUGGGGGAGGAGAGGAAGACGCCUCUCAGAUCAAAAGACACAAAUUCUUUCAGAGCGUGGACUGGGAUGCUCUCCUGGCCAAAAAGGUAAAACCUCCUUUCUUGCCGGUCAUCAGGGCGCCAAAGGACGUCAGCAACUUUGACGAGGAGUUCACCCACCUCAAGCCAGUCCUCACCCUCCCACGAACAACCUGCAUCCUCACUGCCGAGCAGCAAGAAAUCUUUGUGGAUUUUGACUUCUCUUUCAUGAGUUGACCAAAAGGGAUUUAAGCCUUUGUCCUGCCACGUCGCUGUGACAGGCAGCUCCUGUUUAUACCGACUUUUAUUUGCCUUAACGCUCUUAUGAUUCAACAGAAGCUGAGAAACUAACAGUCCUGCCUUUUUUAUGUCCACACAGUUCCACGUUCCCAUCUCUGGCCUGCUUACUGCCACACACUACAAAAUCUUUUUAAUGUUUUGUCUCUGCCAAAUAGAUUUUGAAUCAUUAAGCAGUAAUGGGUUAACAUUUAACUGUUUACACUAUAUGAAAUAUGUCACCAGUGCAAUAAUGGGUUUUUGCUUGUGAAUUAUUUUUUUUACAAAUGGACAAUGUGCCAGUGGUGUUCCAAACAGCAGCACUGCCCUCUUAUUCAAAGUACUAAAUUAUAAAUAUGUGAUCUUAACGAAGAGAAUUGAAAGCUUUGAAUGUUUAUUAAAAUAACUUUUUGUCACAUUCGCUGAAACUUUCACUAUAUCCCGACAGUAGUACAUGAGACAGAUAAUCUGUGAAAAAAUCAGGUUUCUUUGGCUCCACCUAGUGCUGCUAAUGGCACUUACCAGUAUCCACCGGGCCAGAGCAAAAACCAGUCAGCAUCCUUCUAUCUUUCUCAGCUCUGAUUGGUUAUUUUAUUCAGGCCCCGUGGAUUCUUGAAAAUCUCAUUAGUAGCACUAGGAGGAGUCAGAGGACCCUGAUUUUUUUUCACAGAUUAUCUGUUUCAUGUACUACUGUCAGGAUAUAGCGAAAAUAUGACAAAAGGUAAUUUUUAUAAAAAUAAUGUAAUAUAAUGAAAAUAGCCAAAUUGUUAAUAUAAUUUUGAAUUUGGAUUCUUAAAAUAAUACCAUCAUGAAGAUGAUGCUUAUAUCGAACACACCAGCCUGUAUGUUAGGUAUAAAUUACAUGAAGGAAAAUAUUAUUGAAUAAAUGUAUAUCUGCUGGACUUGGA
Messenger RNA from Dicentrarchus labrax (European seabass), 4051 nucleotides. It is a transcript of the gene pkn3, whose product is annotated as protein kinase N3. Gene Ontology annotation, biological process: protein phosphorylation; signal transduction. The transcript is spliced from 22 exons. NCBI's taxonomy places the organism in Eukaryota, Metazoa, Chordata, Actinopteri, Moronidae. The record is from RefSeq and is a predicted model, not a curated record. Gene Ontology annotation, molecular function: protein serine/threonine kinase activity; small GTPase binding; ATP binding. The coding region runs from base 279 to 3104 and encodes 941 amino acids.